AUGAAUUUUGUCAGAGUAAUUAACACAGUUUUGUUCUGUAGGAUGACUAAAAGACUUAUUACUGAGUUUUUCGAAACUAGAACCGACCUUCCUCGUAAAAAGCCUGCACUCGACCAUGUUUCCACCAAUAUAACUGUAACUCCUGAUGAAGCCAAACUCAGUUACUCCGAAAACAUAAGGAAUCUGAUGGGAGAUGAGUGGUUCCAUGUGUUGAAUUCCGAGAUCAAUAAACCUUAUUUUAAGACCCUGUGGUCCAAGGUUCUCAGAGAACGAAGCUCCAAAAAGGUCUAUCCCCCUUCCCACUUGGUUUUCAACGCCUUCAAACUUACUCCCCUCUCAAAGGUCAAAGUCGUCAUCGUUGGACAGGACCCAUACCACCAGCCUCGACAAGCCAUGGGGUUGUGCUUUUCCGUUCCCAAGGGCGUCAUAUUGCCGCCCAGCCUAAGAAACAUUUUAUCUGAAAUUGGAACUAAGAGUCUUCACGGCGACCUGAGUUCCUGGGCAUCGCAGGGAGUCUUUCUCCUAAACAGCAUUUUGACCGUGGUCGACAGUCAACCUAUGUCCCACAGACUAUAUGGUUGGGACACCUUCACCGACGAGGUCAUUAACAUUAUCAACGACACUCGGGAGAACAUAGUAUUCCUUCUUUGGGGCAAAUCCGCCCAGCAAAAGUGCUCUAAGAUUUCAAGCUCUAAACACUGCGUGUUGACUUGCGGUCACCCCUCUCCUCUGUCAAUUAAGCAUUUCAAGGGCUGCAACCACUUCAACAGGUGCAAUGAAUAUCUCGAGAAGACAAACCAGGAUCCCAUAAAUUGGGAAUUGCCUCAGUGA
This is a messenger RNA of Theileria orientalis strain Shintoku, 831 nucleotides long. RefSeq names its product uracil-DNA glycosylase. The transcript is spliced from 7 exons. The coding region runs from base 1 to 831 and encodes 276 amino acids. Gene Ontology annotation, biological process: base-excision repair, AP site formation via deaminated base removal; base-excision repair. Gene Ontology annotation, cellular component: mitochondrion; nucleus. The record is from RefSeq and is a predicted model, not a curated record. NCBI's taxonomy places the organism in Eukaryota, Apicomplexa, Aconoidasida, Piroplasmida, Theileriidae. Gene Ontology annotation, molecular function: uracil DNA N-glycosylase activity.